This is a messenger RNA of Menidia menidia (Atlantic silverside), 882 nucleotides long. Lineage: Eukaryota; Metazoa; Chordata; Actinopteri; Atheriniformes; Atherinopsidae. The record is from the annotation of a GenBank genome assembly.
CUGAGAAACGUGCAGGGACAACUCAAGGAUGCCCAGCUCCAUCUCGAUGAGGCCAUCAGAGGUCAGGAUGACAUGAAGGAGCAGGUUGCAAUGGUGGAGCGCAGAAACAACCUCAUGAUUGCUGAGAUCGAGGAGCUGAGAGCUGCACUGGAGCAGACAGAGAGAAGCCGCAAAGUGGCUGAGCAGGAGCUAAUUGAUGCCAGCGAGCGUGUGGGACUGCUGCACUCUCAGAACACCAGCCUCAUCAACACGAAGAAGAAGCUGGAGGCUGACCUUGUUCAGAUCCAAGGUGAGGUGGAAGAUGCUGUCCAGGAAGCAAGGAAUGCAGAAGAAAAGGCCAAGAAGGCCAUCACUGAUGCUGCCAUGAUGGCAGAGGAGCUGAAGAAGGAGCAGGACACCAGUUCUCACUUGGAGAGGAUGAAGAAGAACCUGGAGGUGACUGUGAAGGACCUGCAGCACCGUCUGGACGAGGCUGAGAACCUGGCUAUGAAAGGAGGCAAGAAGCAGCUCCAGAAACUGGAGUCGAGGGUGCGCGAGCUUGAAUCUGAAGUUGAAGGUGAGCAGAGACGAGGAGCAGAGGCCAUCAAAGGUGUUCGCAAAUAUGAGAGGAGAGUGAAGGAGCUGACCUAUCAGACUGAGGAGGACAAGAAGAAUGUUGCCAGACUCCAGGAUCUUGUGGACAAGCUGCAGCUGAAAGUGAAAUCCUACAAGAGACAGGCUGAGGAGGCCGAGGAGCAGGCCAACACACACAUGUCCAGGCUGAGGAAGGUGCAGCAUGAGCUGGAGGAAGCUCAGGAGCGCGCUGACAUAGCUGAGUCUCAGGUCAACAAGCUGAGGGCAAAGAGUCGGGAAAUUGGAAAAGCAAAGGACUCUGAAGAAUGA